AUGUCCAAAGACGCACACGAUGUCUCGCUGUUGGAUCUUCUCGAUCUUUCUCAGUUGAAUUGCUUGAAUGAGAACGACGAACACACCGCAAAGUCCAUCCUCGCUGGCAAGACGCGCUCAAAGGACAGUGCAAAGUACCUGCUGAGCGACGCCGACGAGCAGCUCGUCCUGAACAUUACCUUCAACCAGGCCGUGCGCAUCCGCUCGCUCGUGAUUCACACCGCGAACGCGUCGCAGGGACCGAAGCUGAUCAAGCUCUUCGUGAACCGGCCCAACAUCGGUUUUGAGGACGUGGAGGACGCGUCGGAUGGGGAGGUCGCGCAGACGCUGGAGUUGAGCGAGGACGACGUGCGCCAGGGGAAGCCGAUCCAGCUGCGCUUCGUGCGAUUCCAGUCCGUCAACAGCUUGCACAUAUUCAUUGCUUCGAACCAGGGAGGAGGGGACGAAACGAGGGUCGAUGCAGUGGAUGUCUUCGGUGUACCAGUAGAAGCCACAAAGGACUUGUCCGGCUUGAGAAAGCAGGAAGAGUAA
Messenger RNA from Schizophyllum commune H4-8, 531 nucleotides. RefSeq names its product DUF1000-domain-containing protein. The record is from RefSeq and is a predicted model, not a curated record. The coding region runs from base 1 to 531 and encodes 176 amino acids. The transcript has 6 exons. Lineage: Eukaryota; Fungi; Basidiomycota; Agaricomycetes; Agaricales; Schizophyllaceae.